Molecule: messenger RNA, 1608 nt
Organism: Colletotrichum gloeosporioides
Lineage: Eukaryota; Fungi; Ascomycota; Sordariomycetes; Glomerellales; Glomerellaceae
Product: Rubrofusarin-specific efflux pump aurT
Exons: 2
Coding region: 1-1608 (535 amino acids)
Biological process (GO): transmembrane transport
Molecular function (GO): transmembrane transporter activity
Source: RefSeq, a predicted model, not a curated record
AUGUCGGACAUCCAUGACCAGGAAGUAUCCAGUUUCCCAGGCGAAAAGGCUACUACAGAACCUCCAUCUGAAGCGAACGGGGAAGGGGAAGACGAGUCUCAAUACCCUCAAGGGCUUAAACUAGCCGUCAUCAUCCUCUCCAACAUGAUCGCCAUGUUCCUUGUUGCCUUGGACCGAACCAUCAUCACCACGGCUAUUCCUCGCAUUACGGACGAUUUUCAUUCACUGAACGAUGUCAGCUGGUAUGCAAGCGCGUAUCUGAUUACUAGCUGCGCUACGCAGCUCCUUUGGGGCCGUAUUUUCACCUUCUACUCCACGAAAGCAGUUUAUCUCAUCGCAAUCUUUCUUUUCGAACUGGGCUCGCUCCUCUGCGGUGUCGCCCCCAACUCAGUCACCUUCAUCAUCGGCCGUGCCAUCGCUGGUGCGGGCUCGGCGGGCAUCUACUCCGGCAGCACUAUUCUCAUUACGAGUGUCACUCCUUUGCACAAGCGAGCUGGGUAUGUUGGUAUGAUGGGUGGUGUUUUCGGCAUCGCGUCAGUCAUCGCACCUCUCAUUGGAGGUGCCUUCACUGAUCGUGUAACUUGGAAAUGGUGCUUUCUUAUCAAUCUCCCUGUUGGAGGCGUCGCAGUUGCUGCCCUUAUUGUUCUCUUCCCGAAACUUUCUCCGAAAGAGUCAACUCCGCUCAAGCAACAAAUUAGACAACUGGAUCCUCUUGGAAAUCUUGUUUUCCUGCCUGGCGUCAUUUGUUUGAUUCUCGCACUACAAUGGGGCGGAGAGAAGUACCCCUGGAAUAGCGGACGCAUCAUCGCUCUCUUGGUUCUUGCUGGUGUUCUCCUUGUCAUAUUUGUCAGUAUUCAGAUCUGGCAGCGGGAGAAUGCCACAGUGCCGCCUCGUCUAUUUACGGUCCGCAACAUCUGGCUCGGAGCAGUCUUCUCAUUUUGCCUCGGAGCUGUCCUCAUUGUUUUCUUGGUCGCUUUGCCGAUCUGGUUCCAGGGCAUCAGGGGCACCGACGCCGUCACCUCUGGCAUCGACACCCUUCCUCUCGUUCUUGCUCUUGUCUUCGGGGCAAUGGUAUCCGGUGCGAUGAUCAACGGAAUUGGAUGGUUCAACCCCGUGUUCUUCUCCUCGGUCAUCUUCAUGUCUGUAGGCGGAGGACUAAUCUCAACAUUUGGUGUUCACACACCAACGCACACCUGGAUUGGAUACCAGAUCAUUCUUGGCCUCGGUGUUGGCCAGGGUAUGCAACUCGCAAGUCUUGGGGCGCAAGUCUCACUGGAGCAGAAGGACGUGCCCACAGGUGUGUCGCUGAUGUUCUUUGCUCAGUCACUAGGUGGCUCGGUACUGGUGUGCGUUGGUCAGGCUGUCUUCAAUGAGUCAUUAACAUCUCGACUCAGCCAGUUUCCUGACUUGGAUGUUUCCAGACUUGCUGGCCAGGGGGUUACCCAUUUGCGUGAUAGCAUCCCCACGGACAUUCUGGAAGCUGUCCUCGCCGAAUAUAAUGCAGCCCUCAGAAACUACUUCUACGUUGGCCUUGCGGUAGCCUGCUUUGCUAUUGUGCCUUCGUUGGGCAUUGAGUGGAGGAGUGUUAAGGGGAGGACCGGUCAUUGA